GGCUCUUUUAGAGAAAUUUAAAUGUCUUUUUCAUGCAAUCAUUCUCUGGAUGGCAGCUUUCCUCCGUCCCCAGCGGAGGACAGGGGCUCACAGAGGCUGUCCUGGGGCAGUUUACUGCAGAGGCUGACAGAGCUGAAGGGAAGCAGCCAGAGGGUCACAGUGGAUCCCUACUGCAGGAGUGAAACUGGGUCUGAGGCCGACCUGUCCCUCUCAGAGUUAGACAACAGCUUCUUUUAUCCACUGGAGGAGAACUUGGCCUCUGAGGUUGCAUCCACCAUCGCACAAAGCCUCAGCGAAGCCUCACAUCUCCUGGGUUGCUCCAAACUCAUCCUGCCUGACUGUCUUCUGCACAACAUAAGUCAAGAGCUCCUGCACUUGGCUAUCAGCGAGCCCUGUGGGCUCAGAGGAGCACUCAUCGACCUGUACGUGGACAAGGGGGACCAGAGUUCACUGUGUCUGGUGGAUGAAAUAGCAGUGGAUCCUUCCCUGGUCCCGAUUUUCCACAUGACCCUGGUGCUGAGGCUGCAGUCCAGCGGGCUGUGGCCGAAGGUUCAGAAGCUGUUCAAAAGUAACAAACCCCGGCAGACAGCUGCACCAACUCUGAGGCUGAGCACGGGCUUCAGAGCAAUCAAGAGAAAACUGUACUGCUCUGGGGAGCUGCUCAUCGAGGACUGCUGCUAAUCCAUCUGUCUCUUCCUGACAGACAGACUGCUGAAACAGGCCUACUGAUUUCAAUAAAGUUUGGUUAAGAUCCCAACAUUCAUGAAAAGAACCAUUAAGAUGGUCCAAAAAGAACAAGAGAAAUGCCUUGUUUGUGUGUUACCUGCAUGUGCUAGUUUAUGUCUCAUGGCAGCUAUUUUUUGUUUUUUUUAUACAUCAUGGGUCAAAUGCUUCUAUGAAUGUAAAAUCACACCUGUAAGGGAAUGACUGAUGUGUUUGAUGGUCAAAUAUCAUCAUCUGAACAAUAUCUUUUGUAUUUUUAACUACUUGAA
Molecule: messenger RNA, 992 nt
Organism: Salarias fasciatus (jewelled blenny)
Lineage: Eukaryota; Metazoa; Chordata; Actinopteri; Blenniiformes; Blenniidae
Product: DNA damage-inducible transcript 4 protein-like
Exons: 2
Coding region: 22-681 (219 amino acids)
Biological process (GO): response to hypoxia; apoptotic process; negative regulation of TOR signaling
Cellular component (GO): cytoplasm
Molecular function (GO): 14-3-3 protein binding
Source: RefSeq, a predicted model, not a curated record